UACAGAUUAUGAAUCAGCAGCCUGCGCAGGGGCGAGCCGACGGUGCGAACCUAUAUAAAGCAGCGCGACGGUUCAUGAGCAUAAACAGUCUAAGGCCUCUGAUAAAUUCUACGCACCUUUCAAGUCGCACCCGCUAGCAAUCAGCCCAGGAUGUCUCACGGAAAGCAAUUCACCCUCUUCACUCACGCUGGCGGUCCUAAUGGAUGGAAGGUCGCCUUCACACUCGCAGAACUGGGGUUGGAAUACGUUCCGAAGUAUCUGGAUUUUGGCAAGCAAGAGCAGAAGGGUCCGGAGUACACGAAGUACAACCCGAACGGCCGUAUCCCAACGCUGAUCGACCACGCUAACAACGACUUCACCAUCUGGGAGUCCAACGCGAUUAUGACGUACCUCGUCGAGAAGUACGACACCGAGCACAAGAUCUCAGCGUCGAACCUCGACGACAAGAUGCAGCAACUACAAUGGCUCUUCUUCCAGGCCUCCGGUCAAGGCCCGUACUUUGGCCAGGCCGUCUGGUUCUCAAAAUUCCACCCAGAGAAGGUCCCCAGCGCUGUCGAGCGGUACCAGAAGGAGGCCAUCCGCGUCUUAGGUGUCCUCGAAAGUGUCCUAGCCAAGCAGGAGUGGCUCGUCGGCGGGAAGUGCACUAUUGCAGAUCUCUCAUUCAUCACAUGGAACCAGGCCGCGUUCGGGUACAUUUUGAAGGACCAUCCCGACUUCAACCUGCAAAAAGACUACCCUGCGGUGAACAGGUGGCACAACGCCUUGGUUUCCAGGAAGGCGGUUGCGGAGCAACUCGCAUAUAAGGAUUCGCUCAUGUAAAAGCCCGAGGCGCAUGAGAGCGGGUGUAGCUUGUCGCAUUUGCAUGUAUGUCAGAACGCAGGAAUGGUAUCAUGUGUUGUU
This is a messenger RNA of Rhodofomes roseus, 900 nucleotides long. Its product is annotated as glutathione S-transferase. NCBI's taxonomy places the organism in Eukaryota, Fungi, Basidiomycota, Agaricomycetes, Polyporales, Fomitopsidaceae. The record is from RefSeq and is a predicted model, not a curated record. Bases 151 to 819 code for a protein of 222 amino acids. The transcript has 6 exons.